Molecule: messenger RNA, 1563 nt
Organism: Yamadazyma tenuis ATCC 10573
Lineage: Eukaryota; Fungi; Ascomycota; Pichiomycetes; Serinales; Debaryomycetaceae
Biological process (GO): carbohydrate transport; transmembrane transport
Cellular component (GO): membrane
Molecular function (GO): oxidoreductase activity; carbohydrate:proton symporter activity
Source: RefSeq, a predicted model, not a curated record
AUGAAGUUUAAGUUUACCUCCUUAGAGCAGAUUGUUGGACCUGCCAUCGCAAAGGUCUUACCUGAUCACCAAAAACCUUGGUUUCAAGUGAGACACCUUUUGAAGCUUAAUUUGCUCUUGUUGGUACCUUUAUCUGUAAGUAGUACUGCUGGUUAUGAUGGUUCGUUGAUGAACGGAUUACAAUCAAUUGACCCUUGGAAGGCUUAUUUCAAUCAACCCCAUGGAACAAUGUUGGGAUUUGUGAAUGCUGCUCAGAACUGUGGGUGUUUCAUCAUGUUGCCCUUAUGUGGCUGGCUAACUGAUUAUAUAGGAAGAAAAUUCACCAUUGCCAUAGGUUUGUUGGGAGUUAUUGUGGCAACCAUUAUUCAGGCUGCUGCCCACAAUUUGGGUGCAACCAUCGCUGCUAGGUUCAUUGUUGGUGCCUUCGGUAUGUUGGCAGUACAGCCAGCUCCACUUCUUAUUGCUGAGCUUUCUUACCCCAGCUACAGAGGAAAAAUGACCUCUUUAUACUGGACUUUCUAUUACUUAGGGGCCAUCUUGGCUUCGUGGACUUGUUUUGGUACUCAGGGAAGAAAUGAUAACUAUUCGUGGAGAAUCCCUACCAUCUUGCAAGCGGGGUUCCCAGUAUUGCAGUUGGUGUUUAUUUGGUUUGUACCAGAGAGUCCUAGAUGGCUUAUUUCUAAGGGAAAGAACGACAAGGCAAGAGCUAUCUUAGUUGAGCACCAUGCUGGUGGAGAUGAGGAUCUGGAAUUGGUGAAUGUCGAGAUGUCUGAAAUAGUUGCCACCUUGGAGAUGGAAGGGGCAGCUAAGUCCACUAAAUGGUCUGACUUGGUUUCCACGCCUGGAAACAGAAGAAGAACUUACAUUGCCGUAAGUUUAGGAGUUUUUGCCCAGUGGAAUGGGAUUGCUGUUGUUUCAUAUUACUUGACUUUGGUAUUGAACACCAUUGGAAUCACCUCUUCUACCAUGCAGACUUUGAUCAACGGAUUGUUACAAAUCUUCAAUUUAAUAGCUGCUUCUUCCGCAGCUUUGUUAGUGGAUCUUCUUGGACGAAGAACCCUCUUCUUGUGGUCUGGGAUUGGAAUGCUUGUAUCGUAUAUUAUCUGGACAGCUUGUUCGGCAAUAUUUGCAGAGAAAGGAACCCCAGGUGCAGGCAAAGCCGUGGUGGCAUUCAUCUUUAUCUUUUACUUCCACUAUGAUAUAGCUUACACUCCGUUGCUCAUGGGAUACCCCACCGAGAUUUUUCCUUACUACUUAAGAUCCAAAGGGGUUGCGGCUGAAUUGAUGGGAGUCUACGGAGCUUUGAUUAUUGCCUCCUUCUGCAACUCUAUUGCCUUGGAUAAUAUUGGUUGGAAGUACUACAUUGUAUUUUGUGUGUUAUUGGUAAUAAUUUGUUUAAACACUUACUACUUCUAUCCAGAAACUAAAGGUUACUCUCUUGAGGAAGUUGCUCAGAUUUUUGAUGGAAAUGAAGCUAUCUUGGACGUCACUCUGGGAGAUUUGAUGAAACAUGGUUCUGCAAAGACAUCUCAAGAGCAUGUGGAGCGUGUUCGAGAAUUAUAA